CUAGUUCAUUUCUUGCAAGACAGCUCACUUCGAGUCAAAGAUUGUUGCGUCCUUUGACUUCAUCCCCUGCUAGCUAGCCUCCGAGAUCUCCCAGCCUCCAUGGCGGAGAUGAUCGCCGUAUCCUUCUCGGCGAAGAUCGCCGCGUCCUUGUCCGCCCCAGCAGCCGUAGAGCUCUCCUCUCUCUUCGCCAUUCGCUCGGGGGUAGCCGCCGCCGCGCGGGAGCUCGAUCUCCUCCGCGCCUUCCUCCGCUUCGCCGACUCCCGCCGCGGCACCGACGCGCUCGCCGCCGCUUGGAUCGACCAGGUCCGCGACGCUGCCUUCGAGCUUGAGGACGUCGCGGACGAGUACUCCUUCCUCUCUGGCGGGGGCUUCGUCCGUGGCUGUGCCAAUUUGGGCGCCUGGUUCGCGCGCUCGAGGCGACUACGGAGGGCGCGGGAGAGGCUUCGCGAGCUGUCGGUCGCCAAGGAAAAAUUCGACAUCUUGCCGGCGGUUGCCUCCGCGGCAAGAUUGUCUUCAGCCGUUGGCGGCAGCGCAACUGUCAUCAGCCGGAAGGUAGCAGAUACAGCGCACUUUCUGGGAGAAGAGGAGAUCGUGGGCUUUGCGGCGCACAGAAGCUUACUGAUGGAAUGGCUGACCGACGACGCGGAGCCCCGGCGGAAGCUGAUCGCUAUCUGGGGGAUGGGCGGUGUUGGCAAGACCACUCUAGUGACCAAUGUCUUCAAGGAAGUCGCCGCAAGCUUCUACUUUGAUUGUAGCGCAUGGGUGCCCGUCUCCAAGAACUUCACUACGGAAGACCUUUUAAGGAGAGUCUAUAAAGAACUUCAGCAUGAAGUUCACACCGGCGCGCCGAGGAACGUGGAAGAGAUGAACUACCGGUCCCUUGUCGAGGCUUUGCAAGGGAUUCUGUCCAAAAAGAGGUACUUGGUGUUGCUGGAUGAUGUCUGGGAUGCACUUGCAUGGUAUGAGAUCCGCAGUGCAUUUAUUGAUAAUGGAACCGGGAGUCGGAUAAUCAUCACAACACGCAGUCAAGACGUGGCUAACCUGGCAAAUUCCACAAGGAUUAUCCUGCUCAAGCCACUUCCUGAGAAGGAAGCAUGGUGCUUAUUUUGCAAUACAACUUUCAGGGAGAUGGCUGAUCGAGAGUGCCCGCGGCAUCUGGAGCACUGGGCUUCGAAGAUACUGGACAAAUGCAGUGGUCUGCCAUUGGCGAUCGUGUCAGUUGGCAAUCUUCUUGCAUUGAAGGAGAAAAGUGAAUUUGCAUGGAAGAACGUCCAUGACAGUCUUGUGUGGGAUGGAAGCAUCGAUCAUGGAAUUGGGCAAGUGUCGAGCAUACUGAAUCUGAGUAUUGAUGAUCUGCCGUACCACCUGAAGAGGUGUUUCCUUUAUUGCAGCAUAUACCCUGAGGAUUUCUUUGUCAAAAGGAAGAUUCUGAUCAGGAUGUGGAUUGCUGAAGGCUUUGUUGAAGAAAAAAAUCAUGCCACAAUGGAGGAUGUGGCUGAUGAUUACCUGAACCAACUAGCGCAACGUAGCCUGCUGCAAGUCGUGAUGAAAAAUGAGUUUGGACGUGCCAAGCGGUUCCAAAUCCAUGAUUUGAUCAGAGAGUUGAUUCUGAGUAGGUCGGCAAAGGAGGGACACUUUGUAUUUUCGAAGUGCACACCAACAUUUGAAUCAAACAGUAAUUACUGUCAUCUUGUAAUUGAUCGAUGCACACAGAGCGACCUCCCAGCUCCAAAGAUGGUCUCGCUUCGAUCCCUCCAUGGAUUUAAAACACAGUUUGAUGCUUCACUGCUGUCUCGCCUCAGAUUAUUAACUGUUCUGAACUUAUGGUACAUUCCAAUAGCUAAGCUCCCUAGUUCAGUGACAAAUCUCUUCAAUCUGCGCUAUCUUGGCAUCCGUUCCACUCUAAUCAAAGAGCUACCACAUGAGUUGGGACGAUUACAUAAGUUGCAAACUUUAGAUACCAAGUGGUCCAUGGUCCAGAGAUUACCAGGCAGCAUAACAAAACUCAAGGCUCUGUGCCACCUGAUCUUAUUUAGACGCCAUGAUGCUGAGUUAUUGGUCCCUGGUAAAGCAGUUGUACUUCCAGAUGGUAUGAAAAAUCUGACUUGCCUGCAGACUCUUAAAUACAUCGAAGCUGAUGAGAAGAUGAUAUUAUCCUUAGGAAGCCUGAGACAGAUGAGGAGUUUAGAACUACAUGGUGUGCAUGAGACCAGUCUUGUUCAUUUGUCAUCAUCCAUCUCAAAAAUGAGCCACCUUAGAUGCUUGGGAAUUGUCAGUCGGGAUGCUAAUGUGCAACUAGACCUUGAGUCAUUUUCACAACCUCCAUUGUAGCUACAAAAGCUCACUCUAAAAGGGAGGUUAAUAAGGGGUAGGCUACCUUCAUGGUUUGACUGCCUUAGUAGCCUCAUGGAAUUGCGGUUGCAUUCUUCUGGAUUAAAGGAAGAUUCAAUUCGAUUGCUCUCAUCCCUUCCCAGGCUGUUUGAUCUUAGCCUGUGGGAUGCAUAUAACGAGAAAAAAUUGACCUUUGCAGAAGGUGGGUUUCCUGUCCUCAGAAGACUAAGAUUGCAGGACUUGCGCAGCCUUGCAAGCCUAGAGUUUCAAAAGGGCAGUCUUGUAGAUCUGCAGAAGUUGAUGCUUUUCCAAUGCACUGAGAUGAUUAAAAUACCCCAAGGCAUUGAGAACCUUAUGCAUCUUGAAACUUUGGAGCUUUUUGAAAUGCCAAGUGAGCUCACAAGAAAAAUACAGGAGGGGCAAGAACCAGGGCGGCAUCAUCAAAAUUAUGAGCCCGCCACAAUUGUCAAGGUCAUCCAAGUGCAGGAUGGGCGGUGGUUUGAGAAAAAAUUUUACACCAACCUAUGUACUUUACAAAAACAGGGCAUUUAAAUAUGGAUGUAGCAUUAUGAACUUUCAGUCCGAAAUUAGCUCUGAUCAAGGGCAAAGCACAACAUCAAUUCAAAUUCUUGCAGGUAAGUAAGAUGACAAAUGGACUGAUAGUGUACAGCAUAUGAUCAACCAUCUCAUUUUGGCAACCAACCGUAAAGUGCAGACUGCAGACAGUAUGCCAGAUGUAUAGAUGUAAUUUGUGAGUUUUGAACCUGGUACACACAUUUUAGUAAUCCUCAGUGAUUAUGGAUAGUUGGGGAUGAUAGUAUGAUAGACUUCACAUAUUGGUACAACAGAAGUUAGGGGCUAUGGAAUGUGGAAGCUAGAUUUAUAAAGCCAUUGUAAAUGCUCAUAAUUGGUUUGUAUACAUUUUCAAAACAAUGUGUAUCAGUCUAGUGCCCAUAAUUACAUGGUUUAUAUACCUGGAAAGUUAAAGCUCUCUUUCCAUGCAACUGAA
Molecule: messenger RNA, 3340 nt
Organism: Panicum virgatum (switchgrass)
Lineage: Eukaryota; Viridiplantae; Streptophyta; Magnoliopsida; Poales; Poaceae
Product: disease resistance protein RPM1-like
Exons: 1
Coding region: 100-2331 (743 amino acids)
Biological process (GO): defense response to other organism
Molecular function (GO): ADP binding
Source: RefSeq, a predicted model, not a curated record